AUGACCCACGCUGGGCAGCGAUACUUGACUGCGCCAAGUGAAGUGAUACGAUGCGAGGUGAGGCGGUAUGUGAAAAAGAAACGAGAAUUAAAUUCUCUUGGACACUAUAAGAGCCCGCUUCUCCACAAUACCGGCCCAUCUCCGUCUGUCUCCGGCUCCGAUCCCGAAAGAUCCAUUUCAACGGGAGAUCAACAUCAAAAUGCGUACUUCAUUCGUUCUCCAACUACCCACAACAAUAGCGAUAGCUAUUAUGCUCUUCUCAUCACAGAAGGCCAAUGGCACUGCAUGACCAAUUCAUUUCAAAGAUGCGCCGAGGGCCACUGGUCCAUGAAAAUGAACAUGGCUGAAGGGACAAAAUGUGUUCCAGCAGGUUAUACAGAUGACUUUAAUUUUCGUAUUGAGCAUGAAGGAAAUGACCACGACAAUAAGGAGGACCGAAAUGAUGAGAACCGGAGUAACGGCGGUGCAAGCCUUGGAGCACGGAAUUCAAACAGUAUUACUGCAAUCGCGGUUAUUUCCUCUUUAUGGGCUGUUUUGGGAGUUAUGUCAUAG
Fusarium venenatum is the source of this 552-nucleotide messenger RNA. NCBI's taxonomy places the organism in Eukaryota, Fungi, Ascomycota, Sordariomycetes, Hypocreales, Nectriaceae. The record is from RefSeq and is a predicted model, not a curated record.